Molecule: messenger RNA, 2822 nt
Organism: Gaeumannomyces tritici R3-111a-1
Lineage: Eukaryota; Fungi; Ascomycota; Sordariomycetes; Magnaporthales; Magnaporthaceae
Product: protein kinase domain-containing protein
Exons: 1
Coding region: 873-2822 (649 amino acids)
Biological process (GO): protein phosphorylation
Molecular function (GO): ATP binding; protein kinase activity
Source: RefSeq, a predicted model, not a curated record
AAAGGGGCCAAACAGGACCCAGCUUCCUUAUCUGGCCCCCACUGGCCUCGGCGAUUUAUCUUGACUGUCACGCAUUUCUUCAUGGCGCCGGUGCCGUGCCCCCCUAUACGCCAACAGCCACCUACUUCAUCCAUCCAAGGGGGCGCAUGGUUGGCUCACUCGGACCCGGCCCAAAGGCGGAAUAAGUAACAACGAAAGACGACCCCAAGACCCCAAGACCCCAGAAGGAUCUCCAUCCAUCCCGCUCGUGAUAGGCAGGCGGGCUUUGGAAGAGGAGGGUGGCUGCCUUUUAUCUCCUCACGUCUCCCUCCUUCUAAUCAGCACCACCACACCACCCUGUUGCUCGGUGUAGCAGCAAUGGAUUUGUGGCCCGCCCCUUCUGCACCGCCGAGACGUCGUCCCAUCCGCUAUCUGCUAGUCUCGCGUACGAAUAUAUGCACGAGGCACCCUUUAUGCAGUCGCUUCGACUCUAGAGGAGCUAUAGGGGCCAUGUCCGCCAUCUGAACUCUCUUUUCUCUCCCCCGCCGCCCCGCCCGUGCCCAUUGCUUCCACCAGGACCCGCGUGCGCACUCUUCAGCACAGUCGAUGGGACCAACGUUGGGGCAGAAGAAAGCGAGGCAUUUUGCUCCGACUGAGCCCAGCACCCCGCGCUCGCUCUCUCGCUAGGCUCGUGUGAGCAAUGGCUUAUAGCUGGAAAUCUGGAUAGAUAUUGAGGCCACGGCUACUACCUCGCAGGUGGAAGCAAGCAAGAAGAAUAAGAAAAGAAGGGGGCGGUCCGGAACCCCCUCUUUUAGCCUAAUCUCUCGCACGGGGCAUCUGGACCUCGCUGGGUCGGCCCGGUCCCCUCACUAGGACAGCACGGACAGCAGACCAUGUGGUGGGACGUGUCCCGGAUCCAGACUACUGUCACCAGGCAGUUUGUCUGCUCGCACCUCGGCCCCGAGGACGCCGACCGGCUCGACCGGCCCGUGGGGUUCGGGGGCGGCCUGACGGACGGCACGUACUGGGAAUGGAUCGACGGCAAGGCCAAGCGCAUCUUCCUCGUGCUGCUGGACCUCGGCAGCCCCGAGCACAUCUUCUCCGUCAUCGACGACUCGUGGGACGACAGCGACCUGCCCAUCGCGCUGGACCAGGUCCGGCGCCUGGGCCUGGCCGGGCCGGCGAGGGACGAGCGCAGGUUCUACAGCCGGCAGUUCCACUACCUCGUCAGGCCGCUGCGCAGGGGAGAGCACGUGGUGUACUCGGAGUCCGAGGUCGUGCCAAUAGACGUCGCCGACGGCGGUAGUGGCGGUAGUGGCGGUAGUGGCGGGCAGGCGGCGGCGGACAGGGUGGCGCUGCCGGGGUUCCCCGACCACGUCUUCUGCCGCCGGCGCAUCCCCAUCGGGUCCGGGCCGGGCUGCCUGGCGCACGAGGACUUCCAGGCCGAGGCCGACCGGGUGCGCGGGCUCUGCAGCGGCCACCUCGUGUCGUAUUUUGCCUCGUACGUGCACCGCGGCUGGGGCUACGUGCUCCUCACACCCGCGAACGACGCGACCCUCAAGGCCGUGCUGGCCGGUACGACGCCGCCGUCGCUCAAGGCGCUGGACAAGACCGCGCGGCGCGAGCUGGUGAUGAACUGGAUCCACUGCCUCGUCGACACGCUCUGCUACAUCCACAGCCGCGGCCUGUCGCACGGCAGCGUCAGGCCGUCCAGGGUGCUGCUCGGGAGCGGCAACCACAUCUCCUUCUCGGACCUCACUAGGUUCGAUCCCGAGCUACUGGCCUCAGGGGCGUCGGGGGAUCAGGUCCGUGGCGGCUUCGACAAGGAAGCGUACGACUACGCCGCGCCCGAGCAGUGGUUCCGCCCCAGCUCGUCGCUUGGGGCGGGCGGCGCGACUGUGCGCAAGGGCACGCUGACCUCGACCACGAGUUCCGGCUCCGGCUCCAGCUCCAGCUCUGGCGUGGCCGAUGCCUUCAACGCCCCCGAGUCCUUUUCCAUUAGCCGCAGCUGGCCACAAGGCAGUAGUAGUAGCAGCAGCCCGACGCAGCAGGCGCCGACGCCGCACCUCGACCCACAGGCGGCCGACGUCUUCUCGCUCGGGUGCGUCAUCCUCGAGCUGCUCGGGUUCCUGCUCAAGCGGCCCUCGCGCGCCUUCGCGGCGCACCGGGCGGCCAAGCACAAGCUGGCCGGGCGCGGCGGCGCCGUGCUCGACUCGUCCUUCCACCGCAACCUGGGCCAGGUCGAGACGUGGAUGACGGCGCUGGGCCGCGAGGCGGCGCGCGGCAGGGACUCGCAUGUGCUCCGCGGCGUCGCCCCUCUGCUGCGCGUCGUCGAGCGCAUGCUGGCCCCGCACCCGGCCGACCGCCCGCCCGUCCGCGACGUCCAGGCCCGCACAUAUUGCGUCCUGACAGAGGCCUGCGGCAUCCGCGAGCCGCACUGCGUCCACGCGCCCUACAGAGCCUAUAGCAUCGGCGGCGGGCUCAAGAUGGGCGUCGUGGGGACGGGAGGCGGCGGCGACGGAGGCGACGCGGGCGAUGCCGUGUCCAUCGUUAUACCGAAGCGCAACAGCGGCAGCGGCAGGCUGUCUUCGUCCAGGAGCCCCGAAGGCCUGUGGGAUGGACAGCAGCAGCAGCAGCAGCAGCAGCAGCAGCAGCAAGAGGCGUCCUGGGCGGCGUCGCCGCCGGCAUCGCAGCCGCUGGGGCUGGCGGGCGGGCUGCUGGCGAUCCGAAACUUGCAAAUCAGAGACAAGGUGAGGUCACGGUCCACCUGGCAGGCCCCUCCUCCGUUUGCAGGUAUGGCCGUGGCCCCUGUGCCCGUUUCUCAUGGCUCGUGCUCAGGCUAG